UUGUUAUUGUCGCUUUUUAAAAAACCUUUAUUUUUUGGAAACUUCCCCGUGGCUGAAGAGAAAGUGGAACAAAAGUGAUUUGAAGUCGGAACAUGGAACUACAAGGCCUGCAAGAGGCGUUGAAAGUGGAAAUCCAAUGUCAUCAGAAGUUGGCAGUGCGUGGUUGUCCGGUAGGGGCGGUGGCGAAGCCCCUGUCCCUCAUCAAGCCCAGUGGCGGCCAGAGCAUCGCCAUCUCCGUGGUGCCCGCCAACGCCAAGGCUCCCGUCUCCAUGGUAACGGCCGCCACACACAUCAACCUCAACGGCCAGAAGGGGGCGGAGACCCAGCAGCCGUCGUCGCUCAACGCGCAGGCCACGCCCAUCAACCUGCAGACAGGGGGGAGGAGCAUGCACCCCUACAGCCGACACUCACAGGUUAGGCCAAAGACCCUGAUCCCCGACAGCCUCCCCUCUCCCCUGCAGCCUCUCAGCCUGACGCGGGGCGGUGCCGCCACCCUGGUGCUCAGUCCCCAGAGCCAGCUCCACAGCCAGGGCCACAGCCACAGCCAGAACCAGUACCAGAUCCAGAGCCAGGGUCCAUCCCUGCCCACCGCCAACAGUACCUUCAGCCCAGAGCGCCUGCACCCCAACGGGCAACCGCCUCAGCCGGCAGACCGGUCGCCCACACACGCGUCCAACCUGAACCAGGCCGCGGUGGUCAACGCUAGUGCCACGCUCACUGUCACCGCCACCGCCACCACCCCCAACGUGCCCCCUUCCAACGCCAGUGCCACAGUUACUACGCCCAUGCCAGUCACGGCCACAGCCACGCCCAUCGCCACGGUGACAGGAACCGGCGUGGUGACGCCGGGGGCCAGCCCAGGCGUGGCCUACGCCAUCAUCUCCACGCCAACCGUCGCCGCUGGUAACGGGGUGGCCACGGCCAUCAGUGAGGCGGUGAAGGUGCAGCCGCUGCUCUUCAGCACUGAUAACAAGGUGAUCAUCAUCCAGCCCCAGGUCCACAGCAGCUCGCAGGACUCGCCGGCACCUCAGACCGACAGCCAAUCACGCGACUCGGGCUCAUCGGCGCCACCCUCCCCAGCCAAGCAGAUCAAGGAAGACAAGGACGUGGAUCCAGAGAAAAUUGCCUUCAUGGUCGCCCUUGGCCUGGUCACCACAGAGCACAUGGAAGAGAUCCAGAUCAAGAGGCAGGAGAGGAAGAGGAGAAGCACAGCCAACCCAACCUACAGUGGCCUCUUCGAACCAGAGCGCAAGCGCCUUGCAUCAAAUUACCUGAGCAAUCCACUCUUCCUAUCAACAAGAGACCCAGAGGACCUGUGCUGGAAGGAGGAGCUGGAGCAUGAUGAGCAGUGUGCGGUGUGUAGGGAGGAGGGAGACCUGCAGCUGUGCAGCACGUGCCCCCGUGCAUACCACCCCGACUGCCUGCACCCACCGCUGAGGACGCCCCCUAAGGGACUCUGGAUGUGCCCCAAGUGCCAGAAGAAGGUGCUGAAUAAAGAGAACAUGGCUUGGCCUCACAACUUUGUUCAGUCGUACGUCACACACAAAUCAAUGAAAGAGGAUGAGAAGAGGAAGUUGCUGCGUCGCAGCUGUGAGCUGAAGAAGGAGUGUACUCAUCUCCAGGAGCAGGACCAGAGGCUCAGCUCCAACCUGCUGAAAUGCAUGGACCUCAAGGACCGGUUGCUGGGCCAGCAGCGCGAGACUCAGGCCUCCCUGGAGAGACUCAAGGCCCUGAUACGCCUCAUCCAGAGAGACCAGGUCAUCCAGGUCACCAUGACGGCCACCACCAAUGCCGGAGCCUCCCUGCUCUCCCUGCCCUGGAUCAAGCCUGCAAACAGCAGCAGCAGCAGCAGCACUGGUGCCAGCAGCACCAAUGGAGCCAGCAGCACCCAUGGAGCCAGCAGCGCCCCCUCAGUCAUCACAGUGCCAUCUAUGGGGCCGGGUGUGUUACUGCAGAAGAACCUGUCUCAGCCGCAGCCUCAGGGCAACUGACCAUGUGUGGUGGUGUUGGAGGACACUGAGUAAUGAAGUUCAUUUGGAGUGGAGAUGACAUGCUAUAACAAACAAAACAACCAACACGCAAGGCGAUGAGAGUAAAAGAGCAAAAUGUGUUUCUUCAAAAAAAAGGGACUUGUAUACUUCAUACACACCACUCCAGACAUACAGUACAUACAUGUAAGGAAAACAUUCUUGAC
This is a messenger RNA of Engraulis encrasicolus (European anchovy), 2194 nucleotides long. It is a transcript of the gene phf21b, whose product is annotated as PHD finger protein 21B. NCBI's taxonomy places the organism in Eukaryota, Metazoa, Chordata, Actinopteri, Clupeiformes, Engraulidae. Bases 93 to 1991 code for a protein of 632 amino acids. The record is from RefSeq and is a predicted model, not a curated record. The transcript has 13 exons.